UGAAAACUCUUUCAGAGUGGCUCAGUGUCGUGGUUGUGGAGGAAACAGCAAGAGUAGUCGGUGGUGUUCUUUAUCGGUUUUGAUAUAGAGGAAAAAGCAAAGAUGUCUUCUACAGCAGCUGCGAAUUUUCAAUCUUCACUUUCCUCUAAUAAAUCCCUUUCCAAACAGUUAAAGGCUAAAGCAAACGAAUUUUUGGCUUCACCCAAGAAUGCCAACAAUCUGUUGGAGAUAAUUGACUGCUUAAAGGAAUGCAACACCCGAAAAUCGGCCGUUGUUCCUAGUUUACUAGCUUUGGAGACCGUAUUUGUGGAACUCCUACGGCGAAAUGAGAUGCGAAUUUUGGUGCAACCAUUGAAACCAGUUGAGGAAUCAAACGACUUGACACAUAGGCAAUGGUUGCAAAGUCAGUACAAAGAAGCGUUCAGUGCCAUUUUAACAAGUUUUACUCACGAGAAACAACCGGAGAGUACUCAGGCUUUAACUACGGCAAUGAAACUAGUGGUAGUGGAAGCAGAAAACCCGCUGGAUGCUGGGUCUUCCGGAACAACACAUUUUCCACUUGCCAAGCUGAAACAUAUUCUUCAAGCGAUGCUGUCAUCCGAACGCAUCAACACACAUCUUGUUAAUCGAUUUAUGGAAUAUGCUUCACAUUUUGAUAUUAUCUACUUCUGUUGGAAGGUGCUCCCAUCUCUAGCCCCGAAAGGAUUCAGCCCUAGUUCAUUGUUCAUUCAAAACUAUGUUGGCAUAUUCGGUACCGUCUGUAUCGGAAAGGAAGCCUUGCAGGAAACUCCUAGUUUUUUGUGUGUUGAAAUGCAGCAGUUGGAUUAUCCUUACAUUCGCAAACACAUCAACAAAGCGUGGUCCUGCGUAAUGAACUGGACGCACGAUGAAGUUAGCCACCGCCAAGUGCUCAUUCUGUUGCUGGAAAAAGUUUUGUCUCACCUGGACAAGCCGGUUUUGCUGACCGACUUUCUGAUGGAUUCACUGGACGUUGGUGGAGCUAUCAGUUUGUUGGCCCUACAAGGCAUCUUCAUUCUGAUCCAACAGCAUAAUCUCACAUAUCCGAACAUCUACGAGAAACUUUACUCAAUGUUCGAACCGGAAAUUUUCCAUACUAAGUUUAAGGCGCGUUUGUUCUAUCUGGCGGAUAUAUUCCUCAGUUCUAGUCAUCUGCCCGAGAGUCUGGUGGCAGCAUUCGUGAAACGCCUGGCCCGUCUAGCACUGAUUGCUCCACCGCAGGACAUUGUCAUAAUUUUACGAUUUAUUGGAAACCUGAUAAUGCGUCACCCGGCACUGAAGCGGCUUAUUUUCCAUCCCAGCGGCGGGGAAGUCUCGCAAGAUCCAUUCAUCAUGGAAGAACGUGACCCCGUUAAGUCAAAUGCCUUGGACAGCUCCCUGUGGGAAGUCGCUGCCCUGCAGUCGCACAUACUGCCGUCGGUUGCUACAGCGGCCAAGUUCAUCUCCAAUCCAUUCCCCAGUGUGGAGUGGGAUUUAGCAUCCGUGCUAGAAAUUAACGAAAACGAUAUCUUUGAUAAAGAAAUUUCCCGGAAAUCCAAAGAAUAUGCCUUAAAUUUGGAACGCCCCACGUCGAUGUUCUUGUGUUGUGGGGGUGAAAAAACUUCCCAGUUUUGGAAAUUGUUUUAAACCAUCUGAAAAAUGUUUUGAGAAUUUCUCAAUUUCUGCGACACUAGACAUACAAUGUAACCAGGCUUCCUACGAGAACUAGGAAGGAUCGAGAAAAACAAAACUUGAAAGAAAUGAUUUAUUUUUCGGAACGGAACAGGUUUGAAUUUAAAAUUCAGACAGAGCUUAUGUUUGACAAAACAUAAUUUGCGUUCGUUUUGACCGGAACAAAUUUCUCAAUUCUUGGUAAUAAAAUAAUGAAACUAUUAAAAACGUUCAUGAGCUAUACUCAUACAGAUAUUCUGCAGGAUGAAUAACGAAUACUAUUUAACUUAUUAUCUAGACAGAAACCGUUUUUUAUUAUCAAUUUAGUAAAAAAACAUAGCAACACAAUAGACACCUAAAAAUAAUUAUUACAGGAAAUCUAUCGGAUAGUAAUUACGCCACAGACAAAUAAUGAAAAUCUGUUGCUGUAGCCAAUCUCUACUGAAGAGAAUUGAAAAAAAUCACACAACAAAUGAACGUUCCUAUAGAGAAAAAAAACGAAAAUAGAAGUCAGUAGGAAAAGUCCCAGCAGCACCACUUUUUUUUUAGUUUUCACGUAAACAAAUAUCAAUUCUUAUCUACUAACAUUAGUAUUGCAUACAGAUAAAACAAACAACUAUUCACAAAAAUGAUAGUUUCAUGUUGAUUGUUUUAUUAAAUGUUAUUUAUUGUUUAAUCGUAACCAUCGCCAUACAGUAUAUGGCCACAAAAAGUAAAAAAAAAAACAGAUCCAAAAUCCAGAGAGCGAGAAAAAAAGUGUGCGUUACUGCUGUUCCAUGUUUGUUCUACUUAUCGGAUUGUGUUCAACAGAAGACCUGCUGGCUGCUAGAACGGAUUGUGUUGCACAUUGCUGGGAUGGAAGUGGAAUCAGCACCCGACAAGCAGGAGAAAAUGCGGAAAAUGUGAUUCAAAUAAAUUAAGGUAGGCCGGAUUAACUAAUGUCAACGCAAAAAAAAAAAUGAAUACUGCAACCGUUGAGAGCUUAUGGGUAGGUCAUAGUUUUAGAUUAGAAUGAUACUUUUAUACAGCGAGAGAGAUAAAGGGAUUUCGUUGCGAGCGCCAUGGAAUGUUCACGACUGUCAUGUAUAGUGAUGAUACGGUAAUAAAUGGUUUAUGUGAUAAGUUUCUCAUCGGAAAAUA
Malaya genurostris is the source of this 2808-nucleotide messenger RNA. Its product is annotated as nucleolar complex protein 4 homolog A. The record is from RefSeq and is a predicted model, not a curated record. Bases 103 to 1644 code for a protein of 513 amino acids. Gene Ontology annotation, biological process: ribosome biogenesis. The transcript has 5 exons. Gene Ontology annotation, cellular component: Noc4p-Nop14p complex; nucleolus; small-subunit processome. NCBI's taxonomy places the organism in Eukaryota, Metazoa, Arthropoda, Insecta, Diptera, Culicidae.